This is a messenger RNA of Toxorhynchites rutilus septentrionalis, 2841 nucleotides long. RefSeq names its product probable glutamine--tRNA ligase (gene GlnRS). Gene Ontology annotation, cellular component: aminoacyl-tRNA synthetase multienzyme complex; cytoplasm; cytosol. Gene Ontology annotation, molecular function: ATP binding; glutamine-tRNA ligase activity. Gene Ontology annotation, biological process: glutaminyl-tRNA aminoacylation; translation. Bases 471 to 2786 code for a protein of 771 amino acids. The record is from RefSeq and is a predicted model, not a curated record. NCBI's taxonomy places the organism in Eukaryota, Metazoa, Arthropoda, Insecta, Diptera, Culicidae. The transcript is spliced from 4 exons.
UCCCGUAAGUUUGAACUUAUUUACAUAGAUGGUAUCCAAACAACACUAAACAUUGACUACAGUUUCGCCGGCACGGUUGAUUGCCGUUAUGAACCAGCACAAAAAACAAAGUUGCAAAUUAUGCGCCAGUGGCGGUACCACGAUCAAAGCAUUCCCUGAAUCACAUUAGCCGAGCCAGCUGGCGGAAGCAUAUGCAUAAAGGUUACUAGGUUACUAUUUUCAACGACAACUGUUUAUUUAUUAUACUGCUUUAAAUACCUUCGACGAAAUCAAGUGUAACCAUACCAACGAACAUUCGGAAAUCGGAAAACAAAAUACAACUAGCGACUGUUUACACUGACGAAUCAGAUGACGUCAUCAAAAAAAAAGUUUACUCGCUAAAGAACUAGCCUUGUCUCUGUACGCCUUGAACACUGUACAUCUGUCAUCGCGGAUUCAUUCGUUCUUUGACAACGCGGCGAGUGGCAAAAAUGAUGCCUUCUGAUAACAUCAUAGAAGAGUUGAUUAAGUGGGACUUAAGCGAAAAUAAAGCUAAAGAAACGUUGAAAAAUGCUGCUCUCACUAGAAUUGUUCAAAUGGCUCUUUCAUAUGUGCCCAAAAAUCACGUCUAUGAAAAGGGAAAAGGCCAAUUGCUAUAUCAUGUAUGUACAAAGAUAAAACAACAAAUAAUAAGCCACCUGGAGUUUCUGGUUCAGGAAAUUCUCAACAAACGCUUGGAUACAGUGAUUCGAAUUGAUGCUGCCCUCGAAUUUCUAUUGUCGAAUGUCACAAGCACGAUUAACAUUGUUGAGUUUGAAAAGGCCUGUGGCAUUGGGAUUGUUGUUACACCAGAAGAAAUUGAUCGUGUGGUUGAAACUGUGAUCAAUCGUAAUAAGGAGGCGAUCACCACUCAAAGAUAUCGUUUCAAUGUUGGAAAGCUGCUUGCUGAAAUACGUUCUAUUUUGCCUUGGGCAGAUGGGAAGGCUGUCAAAAAUGAAGUUGAUGUUCAAAUAUUUGAUAUGCUCGGGCCGAAAACUGAAAGUGAUUCGAUGCGACUACCGAAAGCAGACAAGAAAAAUAAGGAAAAAAAUAAUUCUCUUGCAUGUGAAAUAAAGAAUGAGUCGAUUGAAUCGACUGCCAUUUCGGUCCCAGAAUUAAUGGCAUCAGUGCACUUCCAUUCGCCAGGUCAAAAUCAUAAAACCGACGGUUAUGUUAUCACAGAUCAAACUGAGCGGCUAAUGCGAGAGCAUUUGAUACGAACAAAAGGUCUAGUUCGUACGCGGUUUCCUCCGGAGCCUAACGGUAUUCUACACAUUGGUCAUGCAAAGGCCAUAAACAUUAAUUUUGGAUAUGCACAGGCCCAUAAUGGAGUUUGUAUUUUACGUUACGAUGACACCAACCCGGAAAAAGAAGACGAAAAGUUUUUCAUCGGAAUUAAAGAUAUGGUUGAGUGGCUAGGAUAUACUCCUUAUGAGAUUACUCACUCUUCGGACUAUUUUCAACAACUUUAUGAAUGGGCAAUAUUGUUGAUAAAAAAAGGAUUAGCAUACGUGUGUCAUCAGAAGGCGGAUGAGAUGAAAGGUUUCAAUCCAGAACCAUCGAAGUGGCGUAAUCGUCCUGUCGAGGAGAAUCUUCGACUAUUCGAGGAUAUGAAAAAAGGAAAAAUUGACGAAGGAGCAGCAACUUUGCGCAUGAAAGUAACCCUUGAAGAGGGGAAAGUUGACCCGGUUGCAUACCGAAUCAAAUUUAUCCCUCACCAUAGGACCGGAACUCAGUGGUGUAUCUACCCUACGUACGAUUACACUCAUUGUUUAUGCGAUAGCAUUGAGCAUAUUACACAUUCUUUGUGCACUAAAGAAUUUCAAUCAAGACGUUCUUCAUACUAUUGGCUUUGUAAUGCUCUCAACAUUUACUGUCCAGUUCAGUGGGAAUAUGGUCGAUUAAAUGUGAAUUACACUGUAGUUUCGAAACGGAAAAUAGCAAAGUUGAUAACAGAAGGCAUCGUAGAGGACUGGGAUGAUCCGAGAUUGUUUACCUUAACCGCUUUGCGGCGACGUGGUUUUCCGGCGAACGCUAUCAAUAAUUUCUGUGCGCAAAUGGGAGUAACUGGUUCCCAGAGUUCAGUGGAUCCAUCAGCCCUAGAAGCAUGUGUUCGAGAUGUACUAAAUGUCAAAGCCCCACGCACACUGGCAGUGUUGGAACCACUGAAGGUUACUAUAAAAAACUUUCCUUACGAAGCUCCACAGCAGAUCGUGGUGCCAAAUUUUCCUGGCUAUUCUGAAAAGGGUUCACAUAACAUCUGGCUAGAUAAGCUAAUCUAUAUAGAGCGUUCGGACUUUGCUGAAAUACCACCAAAAGGUUAUCGCCGUUUGACACCUUCUCAAUCCGUUGGACUCCGUUACGCCGGUUUAGUUAUAACAGUCAACGACAUACUGAAAGAUCACGAAGGAUCUAUAAUUGAACUCGUGUGCAUUUGUGAAACCAGUGACGCUGCCCAAAAACCACAUGCGUAUAUACAAUGGGUAUCAAACCCACUAGAGAUUGAGGUACGUUUGUAUGAAAAACUUUUCAAACAUAUGAAUCCUGAGGAUCCAAAUGAAGUACCAACUGGAUUUCUGAGUGAUUGUAACUCUGAGUCAUUGAAAGUUGUCACUGCGUAUGGAGACAGGUCAAUCGAGAGCGCUAAAGUUUACGACCAAUUUCAAUUCGAGAGAAUCGGCUAUUUCACCGUAGAUCCUGACACACGUGAAGGUCAUCUAGUUUUCAACAGAACAGUAACGUUGAAGGAAGAUUCAGGGAAAAAAUAGUGUCGACCAGUGUAUUUUUGUCUUGGCAGUAAUAAACUAAGAAUUCGAAUUACUA